Xylaria bambusicola is the source of this 2448-nucleotide messenger RNA. RefSeq lists its product as uncharacterized. The record is from RefSeq and is a predicted model, not a curated record. Gene Ontology annotation, cellular component: nucleus. NCBI's taxonomy places the organism in Eukaryota, Fungi, Ascomycota, Sordariomycetes, Xylariales, Xylariaceae. Gene Ontology annotation, biological process: regulation of transcription by RNA polymerase II; DNA-templated transcription. Gene Ontology annotation, molecular function: RNA polymerase II cis-regulatory region sequence-specific DNA binding; DNA-binding transcription activator activity, RNA polymerase II-specific; zinc ion binding. The transcript is spliced from 3 exons. The coding region runs from base 1 to 2448 and encodes 815 amino acids.
AUGGAAGACUCGGGCGAUACUGCAAAAAAGCGUCAUGUGGACGACGAAGAGCAUGACGAUCACGACGGCCCGGAGCCUGAGGACAAUCAGCAAGGCUCGACAAGAAAGCGUCAGAGAGUGCGGCUUUCAUGUCUAGAGUGUAGACGGAGGAAAUUGUCAUGCUCAAGAGAGCUGCCAUGUGAUCGCUGUGUCAAAUCCGGAACUCCUGAGCGGUGCAAUUAUGAGCCAAGACCCGGCGGUCCACCGGCAGCCACAGCAUCGACCGCGGCGAGGAACACAUUCGUUCCACCAGAAAGCCCUUUUGUGCCUAUUGUCGGAGAGGGGCGCCGCCCAAACAACAAUCAACCCCCAAUUCGCCCACUAGUCGAUACUGUUGUUUUGAGAGACACAGCACGGGAUCAUGAGCGUAUCCGAAAGUUAGAGCUUGAAGUUGCUCAGCUAAGGAGUGUUCUGACCAAGCAGUCAUCGAUGGAUGGUAGCACCGUCGCUGCUUCGCCUUCAACAAAUCGAGAUGUGGCCAAAGAUACGCCGCCGACAUUCUGUCCUCACCCAAGCGCUACUUUCAUGAACCCAGAUGAAAUUGCGCGGAUGAAGAGCAGAUACAAUGCAAUGUGCUUCAGGAGUAGAUAUUGUGGCCCACACAAUGCUUGGUCAUCACUCAAGGAAAUCACUGGCAUAUCCCAAUUUAUGAAAGAAACUGCAGAUCAAUGGUUGCGACCUCUGAACAUUCAGAAAAAGGACCGAGAGAAAGGACAUCAAGACCGCGAAAAGAAGUUUGCCGAACCUGAUCCCGCGUUAGAAGCUCUUUUGCCCACGAAAGAAGAAACAGACUCGUUGCUCGCGGUUUACUUGGACCAAUUCGAACAGCUUUAUCGCAUUGUUCACAUUCCGACUUUUAGGAAAGAAUACGAGUCAUUCUGGGACCCCAAUCAUACAAGACCCGCUUCAUCUACCGUUCUUGUAUUAUCGAUGAUCUCAGUAUCCUGUUGCUUAGGCAUGCAAACUUCCAGCAAGUUCAUUGGAGUGAAAUCGAGUGCCUAUGCUAUGGUUGAAAAAUGGGUUAAGGCGUGUGACGCGUGGACCAGCCGACAGAGUCACAAGCACCGUGUUUUGGUGCAUUACCAGAUUGAGUGCCUUCUGUACCUUGCAAAGAAGGUUAAUACCAUCAAGAAGAAGCGAUUCUGGGCCACAUCUGGUGGGCUUGUUCAUAAUGCGAUUUCGAUAGGGCUACAUCAAGAUCCUGACACCAUCGCCCCCGAAAUCAGCGCGUAUAAUAAAGAGAUGAGAAAGCGAAUUUGGUCAACAAUAGUUGAGUUUGAUCUGCAGACAUCAUUCGAUUUAAGGGUUCCAACUUUGCUUAGUCAGGUCCACAUCGAGACAGACGCCCCUAGAAAUAUUGACGAUGAUGGUUUCAGCUCAGACUCUGCAGAGCUCCCCGUUUCACGGCCACGAUCAGAGUACACUUUCUCGUCAUAUGUUCAUUUCAGUCGCCAAAGUCUUCCAGUCCGACUGGAGAUAUGCAAGAUUCUAACAGGCCCUCCAGUUGACCUGGAUUGGGAGCAGGUUCACCAAUACACUGACAUGAUCACCCAUGAGAUUGACGCGUUGCCCGCUUGGGAUCUAGAAUCCGAUCAAGGAUCUGGUAUUUCUCAUAAGCCGUCUCUUGCGUAUACGUUAUUGCAUAUCCAGCUCAGGCAAUUCCUCAUACCUCUACAUCAACCGUUUCUCAAAUUACGAAAGAGCCAUUCCAAGUAUCAGACAUCAGAGUUUAUCUACUAUACUGCUGCGCGUGACUUGGUUAUGAUGCACGAUCGUCUCUUCCAGAAAGGUAUCCGAACUCUAUACUUUCUUCGCGAGGACUCAAUCAGUGCGGCAAUGAACUUGUGUCAUGUGGGACUUCUCCAACCGAAAGGCUCAACCUCACUUAUUAACUCAAAUAAUAAGGAGACCCUCCAACUGAUUGAAAAGUGCAUCGCUUUGAAGGAAGAUCGUGUCUUGAGAUGCGGCAACAAUGAUCCUUGGGGCUACUCUAGCAUGUGUGCCGCAUACGGGCUACUUGAAACCCAUUUGGAUCUGAAAACUUCUCAAGAUGCGAAAGCCCAUGCCGCCGAACGCUUCAUUAGUCUACAUUACAAGCUUCUCUCAUAUCAAGUACCUCUGGAAGGGCAGCAGGAGACGCAACCUAAUGGUAUUGCCCAACAGGCGUCCUCAACUCAGCACAAUGAGAAUGUUGCCAUGAGUGUAUACUCAACUAGCACACCAAUGUCUACGGCACAAUUGGGGGCUACGCCGCCUAAUCGCGACGGCUUGCCACUAUCUAUACCUUGGGGGAUUCCACCUCCGGAUCCUAGUCAGCUGCUUAUACCGAAUCCUGAUUUCAAUUUUGAGUUAUUGGGUUCAGACUUGAACGAUUUAUGGGGGAUCUGGAACACGACAGAGUAUGUAUGA